Molecule: messenger RNA, 1703 nt
Organism: Theobroma cacao (cacao)
Lineage: Eukaryota; Viridiplantae; Streptophyta; Magnoliopsida; Malvales; Malvaceae
Gene: GATL10
Product: galacturonosyltransferase-like 10
Cellular component (GO): Golgi apparatus
Molecular function (GO): glycosyltransferase activity
Source: RefSeq, a predicted model, not a curated record
AUUUGUUCAAAGCACGUGGUCACAUGUUUUUCAAUGGCGGAUGAACCGACCGAAAGGCAACCAAGCAGGUUCCUUGAAGCCAAGUCCUAACAAACGAAUAAAUUAUUUGGAAAAACCCAAGGUAUGACCAUGACAUCAAUCAAAGCAGUGAAGCUUCUCCUUCACAUUCUUAGCCGCGUCCCCCAUUGGAAAAGCAGACAUACUUGGACAUGUCUAAAUCUUGGUUGACUCUUUCAUAUUUCUUGUCUUCCUAUAACAUGCACUUUUCUUUUUAAUUUCUCUUCGUUUCAGUUCCAUUUGGAGCAAUAGUUCUCCAAUACUUACUUCAUAAGAAACCAGAACAGAAACCCAGUUCCCAUUUUGCUUUCAUACUUGGAUACGAUGUUUGUUUCUAGAUCAGUUUUUGGGGUUAUUUUCUUGGCUUCUUUGCUUCUUUUCCCUGUAAAUGCAAUCAGGUUGUUUACAGAAAAGGUUACAAGCAGCGGAAGGGAUGAAACAGAAAGGGAAUCAGAUUUGUUCAUGAAGUUUGCGGAGGCACCAGAGUAUCACAAUGGACCUGAAUGUCCUGUUUUGGCUGAAGAAAGUUUGUUAUGCGACCCUUCCGUUGUUCAUAUUGCAAUGACUAUUGAUCCUGAGUAUCUGAGAGGUAGCACAGCAGCAAUUCAUUCAGUUGUCAAGCAUAGUUCUUGUCCAGAAAAUGUAUUCUUUCACCUCAUUGCCUCCGAUUCGAGCUUUGUUAAUGCAAAUGACCUUACUCAGAUCGUCAAGUCUGCAUUUCCAUCUUUGAGUUUCAAGGUCUAUGUCUUCCAGGAAAAUCUUGUCAGGAAUCUCAUCUCAUCUUCUAUCCGCCAAGCUCUUGACAGCCCUUUAAAUUAUGCAAGAAGUUACUUAGCUGAUAUAUUUGAGGCCUGCGUUGAACGUGUGAUCUACCUAGAUUCUGAUACCAUUGUUGUAGAUGACACCCAAAAGCUCUGGAGGAUAACUUUGACUGGAUCAAGAACCAUUGGAGCUCCAGAGUACUGUCAUGCAAACUUUGCCAAGUAUUUCACUGGUGAAUUCUGGUCAGACCCUGAGUUAUCCAGGGUUUUUGAAGGGAAAAGGCCUUGUUAUUUCAAUACAGGAGUGAUGGUGAUGGAUUUGGCAAGGUGGAGAGAAGGUGACUACACAAGGAAGAUUGAGAGAUGGAUGAGAAUUCAGAAGGAGAAAAGGAUUUAUAAGUUGGGUUCUCUUCCACCAUUUCUGUUGGUUUUUGGUGGAGAUGUUGAGGCCAUCGAUCAUAGAUGGAACCAACAUGGGCUUGGUGGAGAUAAUUUGGUGAAUAGUUGCAGGUCUUUGCAUCCAGGUCCUGUAAGUUUGCUGCAUUGGAGUGGUAGAGGGAAGCCAUGGGUCAGGCUCGAUGCAGGGAGACCCUGCCCGGUUGACUUCCUUUGGGCACCUUAUGAUCUUCAUAAGUAAAUUGCAGGGACAUGAGCAACAUAAACAACCAAAACAAGAAUUGCCUAGAUUUUCAUCGGAUUCCUUGUGAUUUAUUUGUAUAAUUUCUCUUCUAUUCUUUUUUAUUUUGACAAACUUAGAGAUUUCUUUUUUGUGUAAAUAGACACAAAAGAAGGUGCGGAAUAUUGUUUGAGUUCUUUGUAUCAGGAGGUAUUUUUUGUAUGCAAACCAUUUAAGGUACUCGAGUAAUUCAUAGAUUUUUGUUACUA